AUGAGCCGCACCAACCCCCCCAACUCCUUCUUCGCCACCAAAGCCCUCUCCCUCCGCUCCAACGCCCUCAGCGGCCGCAGCAGCCCCUCCUCCUCCCUCCACAGCGCCCCCGGCGGCGUCGCAACCUUCAUCAGCUCGCGCAACCACCGCCCCCCGCCCUUCCAGCAGCGCCGCCACCCCACCGACCCCGGCUCCUCGGACGAACCCGACGAGAGCGGCGGCGUCGGCGUCGGCGUGGGCGUCGGCAUCGGCACCACACCGCACUACCGCCGCUACGAAUCCGACGAGGAGGAAGAAGACGACGACGAGGACACUUCCAGCUCCGUCCCGCCCGCGCCCGAGGAGGACGAGACCUACGACGACACCCGCUCGCGCGCGUCCACGCCGCGCCAGCGCCCGUCGUUCCCGCAGGCGCAGACCCAGGCGCAGAGGGCGGUGCGCAUCCCGGACUUUCAGCAGAUGUUUGGCGCGCGCGACGAGGACGACGUGUUUGACGACAAGACGCCGAGCUUUGACGACACGGUGGCAUCCCAGCAGCCGCAGCCGCCGGGGGGCGGCGGGAGGAUGGAGCAUAUGAGGUUGCCGGUGCCGAUGGGGGACGCGCCGGCGCCGUGGGGGAAGAGGGAGGGGAGUGAGGAGGUAGUGGAGAUUAAGCCCGAGGCCUUCUUGACGCAGCAGCAGCUACAGCAGCAGCAACAACAGGGGAGGAGCGGGUUUGAGAAGGUGACGAAUACGGAGAUGCGGCUGGAGGUUGCGGCGUAUGAUGAUGAUGAGGAGGAGGAGGUACGCGGGGGGCACGGGGGGCACGGGAAACGGGCGCCGCCGCCGGUGGCGAGUGAGUCGGAGUAUCGGCACGAAACGGAGGACUCGUACGCUGCGAAGCAGGGCCGCGAGGAAGACGACGAGGAGGAGGACGAAUACUACAUGAACGAGAACGACUACACCGACGAGGACGGCAGCGACUACGACGAGCGCGAGCUGCAGCGGAAGGCGGGCCCGGGGCUGUGGAGUGAUGCGAGCCCGACUAUGUCUACUAGUCGGGGCUGGUCACGGUCGGGAACUAGCAGGAGUAAGGGGUCGCCGGAGAACGUGCCGCCGCAGAGGAAGAGUGAGGAGCUAAGGUAUAGUGGGGGUGGGGGUGGGGGGAAGGGGAAGGGGAAGUCGAGAGAGAGAGAGCGGAAGGACCAGAAUUAUGGCGCGCAGAGACUUGACUUCCGCCCCCCAAAGCCCACCGUCCUCCCCCUCGCCGUCCGGCGCCCCGUCAGCGACCCCGCCCUCGACCUCCAACUGAGCCCCCGCACCCGCAACCUCUCCAUCCAAUCUGCCGUCAUAAACACCGAGAUCGCCGUCAUCCCCGAACGCAAGUCCAAGUCCAAGUCCAAAGACGAACAGCCACGGCGCAUGAUCACAACCUCCACAACCGACAUCGACCUCCACAACCUCCUCCCCCCCACCGAGCUCUCCACAAUCCGCACCUUCCCCGACCUCCUCACCCACCUCUCCACGCUGCGCUCCAAAUCCCACACCACCAUCCCCGCCACGCAGCUGCCCGGCGAGAUCGACGAGCUGGCGCGCUCCUACUACCCGCACGACCCGCGCGUGCCCGAGCGCUUCUUCAACAGCCUGGACGACCGCCAGCAUGCCGCGGCCGGCGAGUAUAUAUUGGGGAGGAAGAGGGAGAUGGAGAAGCAGCUGGAGGGCGUGGUGGCGAAGAGGAGGAGGGUGGUGGAGGGGAUGGUGGCGGAGGUGGCGGCGGUGGCAGAGGUGAGGGUGGGGAAGUUGGGGAGGACGGAGGAGAGGAGGGAGGUGCUGAAGGGGGGGGUGGGGAGGAUGUUGAGGGAGGCGGGGUUGUGGUUGUAG
This is a messenger RNA of Morchella sextelata, 1860 nucleotides long. RefSeq lists its product as uncharacterized. The record is from RefSeq and is a predicted model, not a curated record. The coding region runs from base 1 to 1860 and encodes 619 amino acids. The transcript has 3 exons. NCBI's taxonomy places the organism in Eukaryota, Fungi, Ascomycota, Pezizomycetes, Pezizales, Morchellaceae.